AUGGAUGUAGAGAAAUAAAUUCGUUAGAAAUACAUGGAACAUCAAUCGGAAAUGGGAGCAUAUGGGGAGAGCUCCAAUGUCCAGAACAGCGGGAACUAUAUUACGAUAAUUCCCGUGGAAUACUCAAGACGUGGAUAUCCAAUACAAGCGGAAUAUCAAUAUAAUGAAUUCAGAUCACGCGAAGAGUACUACAGCCUCCAGAGCCAGAAGCUUCAAGCGGAGGUCAACGCACAUUUGUACUCUGUGUCACAGCGUUUACCCCAUCUGUCAUACAGUCCCCUAGGCCGGCACAAUGAAUGGGACAAACAUGAUCCUCACAAGCCCCUGCAGCCUGACUCUAAGGAGAGCAACUCUUCGGAUUCCCUCGAUAAAAGUGUUAUGGGCUCAAAUCUCAGCAGUUGUUCCAAUCAAACAGGAUCCAGUAGCAUUGCGGCUGGGUCUUUUAGCACCACCGAACCCAUAACUAGUGGGGGUAGUUCAUCCAGUGCUAUUUCACCUCCAUUACCAGGAUCAUCAGGAAGUACGGCCUCUUCUGCCAGCAGUACUUUGAACCCUGUCACCUGUGUUUACUUGAUGUCUAAAACCACUGUCAUGGUGGAGAUGAGUUCUGAGGAAGUUCCCUCGUGCGUCACAUCUGCAAGAUUCUUAAACGCAGUUUUAUCUACUGAGGAAUUAGGGUUGAGUUCUCCAAGCGCUAGAAGUUUGGCUACCAAUGUGUUCGCUCUUUGGAUGUGCAGCCCAUUGCUAGAAAUCCAGCUUAAACCUCACCACUGCCCCUGGCGUAUGUGGGCGGGGUGGCAAAAGUUGCUACAGCGAUACGGCCAUGGCUCUGAAUCACGACGAGCUCGCGAUCAGCCCAUACUGCGACUACAAAGGAACGUCUUCUUUCCCAAGCAUCUCGAAGAAGGAAUCAAAGAUUCUCGAAUUCAAGAGUUGCUGUACGAGGAAGCACGACAUAACGUGGUGACUGGACGGUAUCCGUUAGAAAGUGCCCAGGCGGUCAUGUUGGGAGGUCUGCAGGCCAGGAUUCAGUUAGGUCCUUAUGACCCACACCGACAUACGGCGAAAUUCUUUAGAGAGCAACAAGACAAAUACCUACCAAGACAUGCCAGAUCUGGCAGAUGGGCUCGUUUAUUGCCGGCGGGAAGGAAGGGCAGUCCAGAAGCUAAGCUUCUAGAACAAGCACAACGACCACCCGCAGCGCCCCCUAGGAAGCUGCGACAUAAAUAUUUAUCGCACACGAGGACGCUUCCCACUUAUGGUGCUGCAUUCUUCCAAGGUCAGAUCGAGCAGCCUGUCAGAAGUUUGACCAGUCUUCUCACACACGAAGAUAUUCCCGUGUUGGUAGCUAUCAAUUCUAACGGAGUCUACGUCAUUGAUGAUACUGAGAGUACUGUACUCCUCGGUCUUCUUUACGAAGAACUCUGUUGGGAUAUUGGUUUGCCAUCCGACGAUAAUGAAGAUUGUCUCCCGUGUCUCUUCCUACAGUUCAUGGUGGUUGAGAAUGGACUAAGGGUCUCUAAAAUACUUCAGGUAUUCUCUAAACAAGCGGUCAUGAUGGAUACACUGGUCGAACAUUUCGCCGGAGAAUACAGGAAGAGACUCGGCCAAGAAACGCCGAGCGAGCAUGCGAAUUACGACUAUCAUUCAGAUUCAGGCAGCAUAUCUCUCCCGCCAUUGUCGCGUCCGGACUCGCCGCAGCGUCGUCUAGCCAACAAACUGUCGCGUCUAGCUCUCGCGACGCACGACGGUCGAGGCAACCUGCUUGGCGGGGCUGGCGACUGGAAUAGCGGGUUGCACCAUCGACAACCUUCGUGGAUACUGCCCAAACACUAACAUCAUAAUUAUUAAAUAUCUAUAUAUAUAUAAAAGAAAGUUGUGUUAGUUACACCAUUUAUAACU
Pararge aegeria (speckled wood butterfly) is the source of this 1902-nucleotide messenger RNA. RefSeq names its product putative FERM domain-containing protein FRMD8P1 (gene Bili). NCBI's taxonomy places the organism in Eukaryota, Metazoa, Arthropoda, Insecta, Lepidoptera, Nymphalidae. The coding region runs from base 34 to 1836 and encodes 600 amino acids. The record is from RefSeq and is a predicted model, not a curated record. The transcript is spliced from 11 exons. Gene Ontology annotation, cellular component: plasma membrane; cytoskeleton. Gene Ontology annotation, biological process: negative regulation of canonical Wnt signaling pathway.